This is a messenger RNA of Trichophyton rubrum CBS 118892, 1098 nucleotides long. RefSeq lists its product as uncharacterized. The record is from RefSeq and is a predicted model, not a curated record. Bases 1 to 1098 code for a protein of 365 amino acids. Lineage: Eukaryota; Fungi; Ascomycota; Eurotiomycetes; Onygenales; Arthrodermataceae. The transcript has a single exon.
AUGGCGACUACCAUCCCAUGGAAGAGCCAUUACCGAGCCCUGCUCAGGGAAGCGAGCUACCUCCCCGAUCCCGUUGCGAAGAGAUAUAUGGCCGAGUAUAUCACGUCGAGAUACCGCAAAUUCACCUCGGUAGAACAGCAGAAGUCGAUGAAUGCUGCCAAAAUUGGCCGGUUGCAUACUCGCAUCAAGAAAAACAUGAAACUCUUACAACACGCAAACCAAGGAUAUACAAAGUCACUUGAGCGUGUUUUACUCAUGUCCUACGGCCGAAUUGGACGGAGGAAGCGAAUAUUACUACGACCAUUUUUACAGUCCGGGUCUGGGUCCAAAACUGCGUUCUCACAGCACUGGAGGCCGUCAGAACUACAUCUUGCACUUUUGCAGAGUCAGAGUGAGAAUAGCAAUAUCGGUGCCCAGAAGGUUAAAAGGCCAGUUAGGACAACUGAUCUGGAACCUCGCAUACCCGAAUUAAAUGCUCUUGCCCGGCCGCUUGCAGAUAUAAGGAAAAUACACAUUCGCCAAAAGUGGUACGCCCAUGUGCUCGACAAAACCUUUCCUCCCCUGCCGCAGCACGAUUGGGAAACACUUCAACGCCUGGUAGAAGGAAGCGAACCUUGGACUCCACCAGUACGGAGGAAAGGCCCCAACCAAAUCACCUCAGGGGAUUCCACUAGUGCUUCCGAACAAAGCUACCUUAGUACCGACUUCCUUAUUAAUGGCGCCACGAAGGAUCCCACAUUCGCACAAUACGUCCGAGGUCGACCGCACCAGAUCACUAGAAGACUUAUGCGUCAUAUGUGGGAGCGUAUCUGUGCCCUGACGCCCCUUAUCCAGUGGGAUUCCAGCAAAAAUAAAUGGUGGUUUUCCUGGGGUGUACGGCAGCCUCCCGCUCCCAUAUAUCGUCAGGUAGAUCCAGUAAAGGGGCUAGCAUUGUUUGAAGGGGUUCACCAGAAGACUGGACGGGUCAUGCUUUCUCGAAGACAAUCCAGUAAACCUGGAGAGGGAGAUAAAAACCAAAAAGAAGACUGGGACAAACCUCUCGAAGCUUUUCAAUCAACCCCGUCGGGUCCUGGAAUGCUAGCAUCCGCUAAUAAUUGA